Messenger RNA from Sorex araneus (European shrew), 289 nucleotides. Its product is annotated as 40S ribosomal protein S21-like. NCBI's taxonomy places the organism in Eukaryota, Metazoa, Chordata, Mammalia, Eulipotyphla, Soricidae. Bases 1 to 252 code for a protein of 83 amino acids. Gene Ontology annotation, cellular component: ribosome; cytosolic small ribosomal subunit. Gene Ontology annotation, biological process: translation; endonucleolytic cleavage in ITS1 to separate SSU-rRNA from 5.8S rRNA and LSU-rRNA from tricistronic rRNA transcript (SSU-rRNA, 5.8S rRNA, LSU-rRNA); endonucleolytic cleavage to generate mature 3'-end of SSU-rRNA from (SSU-rRNA, 5.8S rRNA, LSU-rRNA). Gene Ontology annotation, molecular function: structural constituent of ribosome. The record is from RefSeq and is a predicted model, not a curated record. The transcript has a single exon.
AUGCAGAAUGACGCCGGCGAGUUCGUGGACCUGUAUGUGCCGCGGAAAUGCUCGGCGAGCAACGGCAUCAUCGGGGCCAAUGACCACGCGUCCAUCCAGAUGAACGUGGCCGAGGUGGACAAAGUAACCGGCAGGUUCAACGGGCAGUUUAAGAGGUAUGCCAUCUGCGGGGCCAUCCGCAGGAUGGGCGAGUCUGAUGAUUCCAUCCUCCGCCUGGCCAAGGCCGACAGCAUCGUGUCCAAGAACUUCUGAGGGAGCAGCACGGAGGGGGAGUACGGCGUGAAUAAAC